AUGACUGGGUCAUUGGUAGACGUUCUUAGCAAGGAUUCCUACUUGCACCCGCCGCCCAACAGGAUCCCGCCGCCUAGCCCCUGCCGCGUCCCGCGCGCCGGCGUCCCGCGCGCAGCAGGUUCGCGACCGCCGAUCCCUCGCGUCCCGCGCGCCGUGCCGAGGCGUCCCGCGCGCAGCAGGUUCGCGGCCGCCGCUCCGACGCGUCCCGCGUGCCGUGCCGACGCGUCCCGCGCGCAGCAGGUUCGCGGCCGCCACUUCGACGUGUCCCGCGUGCCAGAAGACUCCGCGCAGCAGGUUCGCGGCCACGACACAGGAUCCCGCGCGCAGCAGGUUCGCGGCCACGGCACAGGAUCCCGUCGCGCCGUGCCGACGGGACAAACGUGUAUUGUGAUGGAUCCUACGCCGGAACCAGCAGACAUUGAAUCAGGAGUUGGUGAUGUUACGACACCUGAACGAGGCAGACCAACCAUGGUACGUGGUUCCAUGACGACAGGUCGUCGUGGCGCAGGAUUUACACUGGCAGGGUGUAGUGCCGGUCAUGGCACUAGUUGUGUGAUACGCGGUAGUAGGAGUGCUGGAAGGAGCAUUCGUGGUGGCCGAAGUGUUGGUAUUGACAUCGAUUUAAAUGCUCAAGGUCGGGAAGAUGAUGAACCAAUUCAAGUUGAAGCUGAAAUUACUGCAAAUAAUUCGAAGGAGAAAUAUGACAAGGCAGAUUGGUCAUCCAUGAAUACUAGAACUUUUUGUGAAAUAUGUGUUGAAGAGGUUGAAGCUGGUAACAGACCAAAUGGAACACUAACUACUGCAGCGUAUAAAAAUAUUUGUGUUAAGUAUCGACAAAGAACUGGUUUGCUUCACAGCAAAACUCAAUUGAAGAAUAAGUGGGAUUUACUGAAAGGGCUUUACAGUUUUUGGCUUGGCCUAAACAAAGAUACAGGACUUGGAUGGGAUUCUAAGCUAGGGACUGUGAUUGCAAGUGAUGAAUACUGGAAGAAAAAUACAAAGGGGCAUCCUGAUUGGAAGAAACUGAAAUAUGGCCCUCCAGAUAAUGAAGAUUUCAUGACACAAAUGUUUGAACAUAUUGCAGUGGAUGGAUCUACAUCAUGCGCUCCAGGUGAAUUUUAUGAUGUGGAAAAUCAUGAGACUGAGGUUGAUGGUAUUGAUGGAGUUGAUUUUGGCACAUUUGAGGCAGACUGUGAUGCUCAAUAUGAUGAAUUUGCGUCUCCUUUUGCUAGUGGCAGCAAUUCAACUCAGUCGAAGAGAGGCGUCUCAACUCAGUCAAAGAAAAGAGCUAGUCCUACUGUUGUUAAUAGCCCACUGAAGCGCUCAAAGAAUCCCAUGGUUAAGGUCAUGAAUAAGAUUCAUAAUACUUUGGAGAUCAAUUGCAAUAUUUCAAACAAAGUAAUGCUUGGUGAGUAUAGGUAUGAAUCAAUCAAGCAAUGCAUGGAAUGGGCUGUUGAGUGUGGAGCAACUGAAGGAUCACUUAAGCAUUUCAUGGCUACUCAGCUAUUGGGGACUUUUUUUAGCUCCUGUGCAACAAGAUUUGCUUAA
Zea mays is the source of this 1548-nucleotide messenger RNA. RefSeq lists its product as uncharacterized. The transcript has 6 exons. The coding region runs from base 1 to 1548 and encodes 515 amino acids. The record is from RefSeq and is a predicted model, not a curated record. Lineage: Eukaryota; Viridiplantae; Streptophyta; Magnoliopsida; Poales; Poaceae.